GGAUAAAGCAGGAAGUUGCCCAAACAGGGCAGAGUCGUCAGGUCUAGACGACAAGACUAAGUCGUUGGUAUUGGUAAAUUACUUUCAUUCAAUGUCAAGUAAAGGGAAGACAUGCGAGGACAACUCUGGAGAUCUGAUUAACAUGCUUCGUACUUGCUAUUCGGCUGCUAGUAACGGUUGGGCUAACUUUGUUGCUGUUGAUUAUUACAAGAGGAGUGAAGGAGGAGGAUCGUUCCAAGCUGUCGAUACUUUGAAUGGAAAGCUAUUAUGUGGAUGUGAUGAUAUUCAUGCAUGUGUGGCUGGAUCAACUUCAGGUGCUCGCACACCAUAAGGUGGAUUCCAGGCAGAGGAUGUGGCACAAGAUUUCAAACUACAUCAACAUUUUAAGCACUGAAUUCACUCUUAUCAUAAAAGUACAAGUUGUAGACAUAUACAUAAAUAUAUGUAUGUAUGCUGAGUUCUAUGAAUUUAAUAAAAUUUAUAAAUGGAAUUUCAAUCUGCUUUUAUAGCAUA
This is a messenger RNA of Gossypium arboreum, 513 nucleotides long. RefSeq names its product PI-PLC X domain-containing protein At5g67130-like. The record is from RefSeq and is a predicted model, not a curated record. The transcript has 3 exons. The coding region runs from base 92 to 331 and encodes 79 amino acids. NCBI's taxonomy places the organism in Eukaryota, Viridiplantae, Streptophyta, Magnoliopsida, Malvales, Malvaceae. Gene Ontology annotation, biological process: lipid metabolic process. Gene Ontology annotation, molecular function: phosphoric diester hydrolase activity.